This is a messenger RNA of Rhipicephalus microplus (southern cattle tick), 3616 nucleotides long. RefSeq names its product alpha-1,3/1,6-mannosyltransferase Alg2. Gene Ontology annotation, cellular component: endomembrane system. The record is from RefSeq and is a predicted model, not a curated record. NCBI's taxonomy places the organism in Eukaryota, Metazoa, Arthropoda, Arachnida, Ixodida, Ixodidae. Gene Ontology annotation, biological process: dolichol-linked oligosaccharide biosynthetic process. Gene Ontology annotation, molecular function: GDP-Man:Man(1)GlcNAc(2)-PP-Dol alpha-1,3-mannosyltransferase activity.
CUUUGCCAUGACAGGUGCGGGAGACAGUGCGGAACCGAAGAAGGUCUGCCUGGUUCACUUGGACCUCGGCGUUGGCGGAGCCGAGCGGCUGAUGGUGGACGUUGGGCUGGCACUGCGCUCCAAGGGAAACCCCGUCCAGAUCAUCACGACCCACCACGACAAGAACCACUGCUUUCCUGAGACGCUCGAUGACCACUUCAAGGUGGUGGUGGUGGGUGACUGGCUGCCACGGUCGAUACUGGGCCGCUUCUACGCCCUGUGCUCGUACGUCCGCAUGAUGGUGGCCGCCAUGUACAUUGCUUGGUGCAGCGACAUCCAGCCCGACAUUAUCAUAUGCGACCAGGUAUCUGCGUGCGUGCCAAUCCUCCGUAUGUGCCGUGACGCCCGCAUCGUAUUCUACUGCCACUUCCCCGACCUGAUGCUCUCAAAGCCAGGUGGCCUGCUGAAGCGCGUCUACCGUUGGCCGAUCGACGCACUCGAGCAGUGGAGCAUGAAGUUUGCAGACGCUGUGCUUGUCAACAGCCACUUCACUGGAACGGUGUUCCGAGAGGUGUUCCCCCGGCUGUCCCACGUGCAGCUGCGUGUCCUCUACCCAGCUGCAAGCCUGUCGGCGAUCGAGCGUCCCCUGGAAGGAACCCUCGAGGAACUUGGCAUCGACAAGCCCCAGGGCGCGCUGUUCCUCUCACUGAAUCGCUUUGAGCGAAAGAAGAACCUUGCGUUGGCACUGCACGCCGUGGAGCUUGCAUGCCGCGAGACACCAGUACACCUGAUCAUGGCCGGCGGCUACGACCCCGAAUGCCGCGAGAAUGUCGAGCACUGGGACGAGCUUGUGUCUCUCGCCGAGCACCUGGGCGUGCUGCAGCGGGUCAGUUUUGUGCGGUCGCCCAGCGAGGCAGCCAAGCUGCUACUGUUGCACGCGUGCCGCGCCGUGGUCUACACACCGGCCAACGAGCACUUCGGCAUCGUGCCCGUCGAGGCGAUGUGCAUGCGGCGGGCCGUGGUGGCAUGCAACAGCGGAGGGCCCACCGAGACCGUGUUGCACGGCGAGACGGGACUGCUGUGUGACCCAACGCCCGAGGCGUUUGCCGCGAGCCUCGUACGCCUGGCGAAAGACCGCAGCCUAACGCAGGAAAUGGGCGAGCGUGGACGUCAGCGUGCAGUGGAACUUUUCUCUUGGCAACGCUUCGUGCGCGAGGUGCAGGAAGUCGCCUUUGGAGACGAGGAACACAAGGAUCGGUAACGGCCAACCCACCACACUGUGAACUUCGUACAUCGUUGUUCAUAUCCUGGUGUUUUGGGUGUUCUUUGGUGCUUAUGAUCAGUGGCUCUGAUGCAGCAGAUAAAACAGCAUCGGAAGACAGCUUAAUGAAGCUGGCAAGAUACGACCGCUUUAUGGAAGUUGACACCACUUUUGACAAAUCGUGUUUCCUUUCAUGCACCAUUUUAAAGCCCCCUUCGGCAUUCUAUUGACAAACUUAACUCUGACUGUAAACUACGAAUAGCUUAAUAAAAGAAGUGAUGUACAAUGCAGCCGAGGAAGGUAUAUGAGAAAUUACUUGUAGCCUUCUAAAUUUAUUAUUGCAGUGAUUAUACUCUAAAUGUAAAGAAAUUAAAGUGGAUGAAAAAAGAACUUGCUGCUGGUAAGGACCUAAUCUGCAACCUCCGGAUAAUGUGCCCAGUCAAUUCACAGCAAGUCAUCCUCAUCUACACCUCCCUUGACUUCAUUGUCUGCUGUAUUUCACUAAAGUAGUGCAUAACAAGAAAAUGAGCCUUUGAUAAGUUACUCUUUCGAACUAUAGGAGGGAGGCUUAUUGAGAUCAGACCACAGUUGCACCACAGCAUAGCCUAUCCAUCACCUGAUGGUAAUGCACUGUUAUAUCAGCACAGAAAAUCGAUUAGGUGAUCCUGCUAAAUCUGCUUUUCUACCCAUAAAAUGUUUCUUCACUUUCAGGCCCUUUAUGAAGCCUGUGGAUGCAAUUACACUCAAACCUCAUAAUGAAGUUACAUCUUAAUUAAAAUAAGUUCAUUACAUCUGAAGGUUCAUUGUAUAAGUAUAUUCCCAACACUGUCUCUACAGCAAGAGUAUUUCUUAACUUGCUUUUUUAUGACCUGUAUUUCGUUAUAAUUGGGUUCAAUAUAUCGAGGUAUGAGUGUACCAGUUUGGUACAGCAGCACUCUGUGAACUGUCAACAAAAGCGAACUUGUCGAAGUGUACAUUGCUUCCUAGUCAGCAUUAUUGUAUACAUUAGGAACAUAAAGCUGAAAAACUAUACGACAAAUUAUAUAUGUUGAUUUGCUUCAUCUGUUUGUUUCUUUACAUUAACAUAGCUAAAGGGCACACCGUGCCCUUUAACCAUGUCAAUGUGCCUUUUAGCGUAUAAUCCUCACAAUCUUCCUGUCCUUUGGCGCUGUAUUGCCAGCCACCAUAUGGUCUUACAUGCAACACCUAGCCCACACUGUAAUAUUCUCACACCUGUGACGAACGCCUGUCACAGUCACGACUUGCGUGUUCACUGGUUUGUUGAGGAACGUAUACUAGACUGACAACUCUACAUAUACCAUUACAGAGCAUCUAUAUUACAAUGGCACAAACUUUACAGUGAGCGUAGCCGCUUCCAUCCAACAAAAAGUGUCAAAACGCACCACGGCAGGAAAAGUUGUCCUGGCUGGAAAAAAAGAAUACUGUGGUUUUGUUGUGCGCUUGUAUUUUUUGUGUGUGUGUUGUAAAAGUGUUGAGGAAACGUGUGUUAGCUGGUCACCAACACAUCUUAGGAAAUACUUGUACAGUUGAACCCCUUUACGAAAGGCAUGCUACGGGCGGCAGUUUUUGUCUAUUGUUGAGACGUUUCUUAUAAGCAGGGUACCACGUAUGAAUUCCCUCAUCAACCUAUAUUUUACUCUAGGCGCACUGGUUUCUUUUAUAUCCAUUAGUCUCUUAUGUCGGUGUCCUUUACAAAGGGGUUCAACUGUACUACCUGCCAAGAUCUGUCGCACUGUGACAUCUAUCAGCUUAAAUUGGCACAUCAUCAAAACAAUCAUAUGUAGUACUUUUGUUCUUGUUUAUUAAACGUUAUGAAAAGUUUUUUCUAAACAUUCCCUGUUAAAUGACGCUUGGUGCUUGCUUUUGAACUACUUUUGUGAUUUAUAUCUGUUGUUACGAAAGAGUUUCCAGAAGUUGUGCUACGUAUCACUUGAUAAAUUAGUGGUAAUACUUUUUAAACUAGGCUUGUGCAAAUAGUGAAAUUUAGGUUCGAACUGAACCUAAAUUCGAAGUUAAUAGCAAUUUUGGUGGAAUAAUUUAGAAUUGAAUACGUAGUAUAUAUCACAUAUAAAGGAAAAUGGGCAUAUCUGUCAUGACCAAACUAACCUGCACAAUAUAUUUCAAAUAUUGAAACAAGGCCUGUGCAAAUGCCAUUUUUUUUAUUCAAAGGAACAGGAAACAAUUUUGGAUAGUAGCAGGAUUUGCCUUCGAGUAGAAUGCAUGUGAUAACUUAUAAGAUAUCUUACAUUUUAAAAUUUUCUGUACUUGAAGUAUAUAAGCCAGUAAAGCAAGUUUGUUCUUUUUUACGUAAAUUAUAAAUCAAUGUGAGAAUAACAUAUUCAUUUAACCUUGAUU